UGUGUUAUUAGGACAGUGAGUUUAAUGAACUGUGUGCGUGCGAAAAUUGUCUAAAAAUAUUUUUGACUAACGCGCGAGUGUAAGCUCAAUUUCCUGCCGGGUCAAACAAAGUUGUUUGUUUCGCGUAUACCGGUCUGGGAAUCACACAUUUGGUUAAAAAUGACCAGAGGUCCUACUAUAGUGCGUGUGGCGCCGAAUUCUGGUCGUGGUAUUAAAUGUUGUUGUUGUAGAUGCUGUGAAUGCAUAAAUUUUGGCUAUUUGACGUCACAACAUGGAUUAAUUAAAUUAACGGAAGCUUUAUUGGGCUCCCUGUGCCAGAGUCUUCUCGUGAAGUAUGGUCUAUCGGAAGCCAGCAGCAUGGGCUCUGCUUUCCACGGAUUCCUUACUACUGCAUCAGCCUGUCUCCUUACAACAUCAUUACUCAUAGCUUGUUAUGUUCUCUCAUCAAAUUCACAGAGCUUAAUACGCCAGUCAAUAUUCGAGUGCGUAUUUAACUCGGUAGCAUGUUUCAUGUACCUGUCGGCGUCAUCGUACAUGGGCGUUGCCGUAAACAUAUAUCUUUACCCACGCUAUGCUAUUGUGAAUAUGUACGCCGCAUAUCCCGCUAUGACUGCCGUAUAUUAUAUUGGAGUUGUGGUGGGCAUCGUUCAUGGAGUAGACGCUUAUAUAUCCUAUAAGUAUUACAAGGGAAUUAGAUAAAUGUUUUAGAAAGAUAUGAAAUUCUUACUAGAUAAUAAUGACUACGACUUAUUUAUAUAAUAUAUCAAUAAUUAUUUUAAGCAAACCGUGCUGAACUGUUUUAUCGAAUGUUAGGUAUGUUAUAAGUCAAUUAGAUUUACACGAGAUUGCAGUUUGAGGAAUAAAUAUUAAACCACAAAUUUCUCUGUAAAGUUUGUAAAAAAAUGUAUCGGAAUUACAUUAGCGCACACUUGGUCACAUGACUUUUCCGGACCAAGGACGACGACUGAGUGCCGUGCGUCACUGGUCCGGAUAGACGAGCUCUUGCACGUUGUAUAUGAACGGAAAUAUUUUUCUGUAAGAUAUUUGUAAAAUACUUGUUCACCAACCACCACCAUUAAUCUGAAGUUGAGUAGUCAAUUCCCGGCUGUACCUGAUUUUUGGAUACAUGCCUUUGAUCCAAAAAGUUGAUGACACAUGUGUCAGGCACAGAGUGUUGAUAUACCCUACUUGCCUACUAGAAAAGGAAACAGAUACAGAAAAUAUAUAUAAGGUGGUUUCACCACUGUUUUUUUAAAGGGGAAAUACCGAGACAAUUUGUAUACCUACAAAAAAAUGACGACGGGCAAUCGACAUGAUUAAUUAGACAGAAGUCUAAAGUUUUAUAAUUCAACACAUACAAAGUCAGAUGCACAAUUAGGUAAAGAUAGCCCUUUUAAUUUAUGUUGUAACAAACGAAAAAAAUAUUUUUAGCUUAGCGACGUCUAGUGUUCCAGAAGGAAAAGAAAUGAUAUGUCAAAUUAUGUCUUAGCUUUUGAUAAAUAAUGAAACAAGUAUUAAAGUAUUUUUCUGCAAGAAUUUUUAUUUA
This is a messenger RNA of Pieris brassicae (large cabbage white), 1546 nucleotides long. RefSeq names its product protein singles bar (gene sing). The record is from RefSeq and is a predicted model, not a curated record. The transcript has 4 exons. Gene Ontology annotation, cellular component: membrane. Lineage: Eukaryota; Metazoa; Arthropoda; Insecta; Lepidoptera; Pieridae. The coding region runs from base 160 to 699 and encodes 179 amino acids.